UUCAAAAGCCUGAAAUCCCUCCCAGCCUCUAACAACUUUUUUUCACAUAAACUCAACAACCAUGAAGAACUCAUCAUGCCUCGCAAUCCACCAUUUCAUCACCCAAAAAUACUUCAGGGAAAAUAAUUAGCUUAACAAAAUGAUGGCUUCCAGAAUAGGAAUCCUCAUAUUAGCAUUCCUUUCCUAUGCAAUGCUGGCAUCCGGAUACUUCCUUCAUGUCUCAGGGCUUUCCGGGCUGGGCCUUGCCAUCAGUCAUCCUCCUACCGAUGAUCAUCAGGAUUUCGACGCUCCGGAGCAGCACAACGAGCGACUAUUGCAGCAAGUCAUGCCCGGUUUACAUGAAGAUGAACAAGAUUUCAAAAUUCCGGAGCAUGAGAGGGACCAUGGUAUAGGAGAUGAUUCUGCUGAUUCAUUGAAGCCUGAUGCCAACAAGCGACUGUUGCAGCAGGUCGUGCCUGAAACCGGGCUUGUACCUGAAGAUGAACGAGAUUUCAAAAUUCCGGAGCUUGAGAGGGACCAUGGUAUAGGAGAUGAUUCUGCUGAUUCAUUGAAGCCUGAUGCCAAAGAGCGACUGUUGCAGCAGGUUGUGCCUGAAACCGGGCUUGUACCUGAAGAUGAACGAGAUUUCAAAAUUCCGGAGCAUGAGAGGGACCAUGGUAUAGGAGAUGAUUCUGCUGAUUCAUUGAAGCCUGAUGCCAACGAGCGACUGUUGCAGCAGGUCGUGCCUGAAACCGGGCUUGUACCUGAAGAUGAACGAGAUUUCAAAAUUCCAGAGCUUGAGAGGGACCAUGGUAUAGGAGAUGAUUCUGCUGAUUCAUUGAAGCCUGAUGCCAACGAGCGACUGUUGCAGCAGGUCGUGCCUGAAACCGGGCUUGUAGAGCCCGGUUUACCUGUGCAGGAUCCCAACUCCAAACCUGAGCAACAGGCGGAUUCCGGACUUGUGCAAGAACCCAAGCCCACGAACGAGCCUGUGGAAGAACCCGCGAAUAUGCCCAAGCAAGAACCCGAGAACAGGCCAGUGGAAGAGCCCGCGAAUAUACCCAAGCAAGAGCUUCAGAAUCAGCCCGUGCAAGAGCCAGUAAACAAGCCCAUGGAAGGACCCGGAAAGGGCGGGCUGAGGGAAAUGUUUUACGAGCAGAGUUGUCCCGAUGUUGAGAAGAUUGUGAAUGCGACCAUUCACAAACAUUUUCUAAAGGAUCCAACGUAUGCUGCAGGCUUUGUUCGCCUCUUUUUCCAUGACUGUUUCGUCACGGGGUGCGAUGCUUCAAUCCUCCUCGACACGACGCCUACGCACGAGCAGGUGGAGAAGAAGGCAAAGCACAACGGGCCGCUCGUGCGCGGCUACGAAGUCGUCGACGACAUAAAGGCCGAGCUCGAGAAGGCGUGCCCCGGAGUGGUCUCCUGUGCGGACAUCCUUGCGUUCGCCACCCGCGACUCCCUCGUCUCCUCGGGUGUGCCCGCCUUCAACAUCGCAGCCGGGCGCCGCGACGCACGUGCCUCCCUCGCUGUGAACGUCGAGGGCAACCUUCCACUCCCGGAUGCCACGGCCGAGGACAACAUCCGCCUCUUCGAGAAGAAGGGGAUGACGCUGGAGGAUCUAAUCCUCCUCGUCGGCGCACACUCCAUCGGGACCGCCCACUGUAGCAUCGUCGCCGGGAGGUUUCGCGACAAGGAGAAGGAGAAAAAUAUCGACAAAGGAUACUGGAUCAAGAUGCAGACGAUGACGGUCUGCAUGAGCGAGAUCCAGGAUGUGCCGUUCGAUCCAUACUCGCACCACAAGAUGGACUCCCGCUUCUACAAGGAGCUUCUGACCAACAGGGCGUUGAUCGAGUCAGAUCACAACCUGGCAAGGGAUCCACGGGGGAACAGCAUGAUGAAGAAGUUCGUAGACGAUCAGGCUGGUUGGAUCGCAAAGUUCACCAACUCGAUGAAGAAGCUCGGGGAGACGGAGGUGCUCGUGGGAGAUCAAGGAGAGGUCAGGAAGCAGUGCAGGGCUGUUAACUAGAAAAGGGAUCGGUUUUGCAUCUUUUUUUCCUAAGUAGGAUUCCAGAUUUCUCUCCCCUUAAGCGUAAUGCAUUAAAGAUCCAUAAAAAUGCUAAAGAUAAGGAGUUUAUAUUGAAGUAGUGUAAAGAUUGAAAACAUGAUAAAUUCUAUUCCUUACAAACCUUAUUUGCAUAUUUGUGUUGGCUUUGACAAA
Salvia hispanica is the source of this 2197-nucleotide messenger RNA. RefSeq lists its product as uncharacterized. Gene Ontology annotation, biological process: response to oxidative stress; hydrogen peroxide catabolic process. Gene Ontology annotation, molecular function: peroxidase activity; heme binding. The record is from RefSeq and is a predicted model, not a curated record. NCBI's taxonomy places the organism in Eukaryota, Viridiplantae, Streptophyta, Magnoliopsida, Lamiales, Lamiaceae.